Molecule: messenger RNA, 1320 nt
Organism: Fibroporia radiculosa
Lineage: Eukaryota; Fungi; Basidiomycota; Agaricomycetes; Polyporales; Fibroporiaceae
Exons: 2
Coding region: 1-1320 (439 amino acids)
Source: RefSeq, a predicted model, not a curated record
AUGCCUAGAAUUCGCCAUCCCAUCGCUGUCAGCGACGGUCCUUCAGUGACGCGACCAAGGCCCAUCAAGCGCGCCGACUCUCUUGCGUCGCUUCCCACACCUCCUCGCACAGCGACGAAGCGCAAGCGGGCGCGCUCGCGCGUAACGGACUCUGACUCUGAAGAGGACGAACUGCCCGUACCCCGUGUCGACAAUGCUUGCCCGAGCGACACGGAGGACAGCGCCCAGCGUGACGCGAACGGCGCGCUCGUGCUGGGGAACAAAAAGCGCAGGACGCUGGACGCCAUUGCAGAGGAGCUGAGCGAGUCCAAGGCGGAGGAAGAAUUCUGGAUGGGCCCGUCCACUACGGCAGCCAGUCGCGAUCUCAAAGAUGCGUCGCAGACGGAAUCUAAAUCGCAACGCGCCAGGUCGCGUACGCGUUCGCUGUCGGCAUCGCCCCCUCCUGCGCCACAUCUCCUGCGCAGACAACACACGGGUUUGGCCUCCCCUCCGCCAUCGCGUCGCCAGCCCAAGCUUCGCCCUUCUGUGAGAUUACGGACGCCCCCUCCGCGUCCGGCCACAAGGUCGCAGAAGCCACAGCUGUUCCCUAUUCGUGAUUCUCCCGACAAUCCGUUCAUCUUGGGCGAGCCAUCGCAGUCGCAAUCUCCCGUCGACGACGAGGAUGAGCUUCCCGAGCCCCGCACGCCUCGGCGACAUGUUGAGAAGCCGACGAUGACCUGGGUCUUCCGUGGCACUAAAGUCGAGCUUGCCAAUCCGCACUACAAGUCCCCUGGUGCGCCACCCGACGAGUCUGACACCGAAGCCUCCUCGAUGCUCCCAGUCACGCAUCCCGCAUACAGUCCUCCGCCAACUUAUGCCCCAAGGAUGCUCUUCCCUGAGGCCCGUCGAGAUCUACGGCGUCGCGCUCCACGGGAGACCCGCUCAGAGCCAACGGAGAUACAAGCUGCGGUACUCGAUGACGACGCGCCUAAAACGCCGCCUCGGCCCAUACGUCCGCUUCCGCGUACACGGCCGCAAUCUCGCGCUGUAUCAGCCGGGUCAGAUAACGAGGCUGUCGAGGGCACGCUGACUUCUCGGCGCCACGAGCCGCUGAUCAAACCUUCGGCGGAGGACGUCGAGGCCGCAAUGCAAGCCGCGAUGGCCCAGCGACUCGCAAAGCGACUCGCAGCCACGAGCAGCCGGGGUUCUAUCAGCAUGGACGAGGUCCUCAAAACGCACACUCGGGCGCACGGUGCUCCGCGCCUCCCGGAGAAAGAUGGCGACCCUGUCCGCCGCGCGAUGGGUCCUGUCCGCGCCGGAGAUGAAGCGCGCGAGGCGUGA